CACUCUGGGCAUCCCCGCCCGGCGGAGCCCCUGGCCGGGAGAGGAAGGAUGAGCCCCAGCACUUGCUCCAGCUGACUGGUCUGAGGGCACCUGAGCGUCCUGGCACAUACCUGAGGUAUGGCUCUGCUCAUCGCCUGGGUAUGCCUCGCUGUGAGUUCGGCGGCGGUGCUGGGGGACCAGGGCGGCGGGGGGGACCUCUACUUGGAAAACAUCACUCGGAUCCUCGACAAGCUGCUGGACGGCUACGACAACAGGCUGCGGCCGGGGUUCGGAGGCGCUGUGACUGAAGUCAAAACGGACAUCUACGUGACCAGCUUUGGGCCGGUGUCCGACGUGGAGAUGGAAUACACAAUGGACGUCUUCUUUCGGCAGACGUGGACUGAUGAGAGGUUGAAGUUUAGUGGGCCAACUGAAAUUUUGAGAUUGAAUAAUUUAAUGGUCAGUAAAAUUUGGACACCAGACACGUUCUUUAGAAAUGGAAAAAAAUCAAUUGCUCAUAAUAUGACAACUCCUAACAAACUUUUCAGAAUUAUGCAGAAUGGAACUAUUCUUUACACAAUGAGACUAACCAUUAAUGCUGAUUGUCCUAUGCGGUUGGUGAACUUCCCUAUGGAUGGACAUGCUUGUCCAUUGAAGUUUGGAAGCUAUGCUUACCCAAAAAGUGAAAUAAUUUAUACAUGGAAAAAAGGACCCCUGCAUUCAGUAGAAGUACCACAGGAGUCUUCCAGUCUCCUCCAGUAUGACCUCAUAGGACAAACUGUAUCUAGUGAAACAAUUAAAUCUAACACAGGCGAAUAUUCACUUCAGCUGCUCUAUUUCCAUCUUCAAAGGAAAAUAGGCUACUAUCUCAUUCAGACAUACAUUCCAUGCAUCAUGACUGUAGUCCUGUCUCAAGUUGUGUUUUGGAUCAACAAAGAAUCUGUUCCAGCGAGAACUGUGGCUGGAAUCACUACAGUUCUAACAAUGACCACCUUAAGCAUCAGUGCACGCCAUUCUUUGCCCAAGGUGUCCUAUGCUACCGCAAUGGAUUGGUUCAUAGCUGUGUGCUUUGCCUUUGUCUUCUCUGCACUUAUUGAGUUUGCAGCUGUCAACUACUUUACCAAUCUUCAGACUCAGAGAGCAAUGAGGAAGGCAGCCAGGGCAGCAGCACUGGCAGCAGCACUAUCAGCAGCAACUGUACCGGCAGAGGACGAGAUUGUCUCGCAUUCUGACUCCAACUGUAACUUGAAGAAGCGAGUAAACUCCAUAACAUCUCAGGCAGAUCAGUCUCCUGAAGCUAGCAUAAUAUCAAAUAGUGCAUCCCAGUAUCAACCAGCAUCUGUUCCUCCACCAGUCCCGCCACCACCACCACCUGUUGGAGGCACAAGUAAAAUAGACCAGUAUUCCAGGAUCCUCUUUCCAGUGGCAUUUGCAGGAUUCAACCUGGUAUACUGGGUUGUUUAUCUUUCAAAAGACACUAUGGAAUUUUUUGAACCUACUGCAAUGCACUUUCGAAGUGACCUGGAGUCCAACUGAAGAACAGCUCAACAUUUCAAAGAAAUCAGUGGAGCUCAUGUGGGGUUGAAGGGUCUCCAAAGGAUUUGUCUAUUCACAGGUGCUCUCCGUUUUGAAACAUUGGAAAUGUUUAUAUUGGACAUCACCUGGAAACAAACUGGACAAAUGAAAAUGAUAGAAACUGUACAGGAUUCUAACAAUACUUUAAGAUAUCUUACAUUGAUUCUGCUGUAAAAGUUCUUGUUAAUUUAUUUUGUUCAAUUAUCAAAGAAUGUGCAUUUGAUACAAUUCUGUUUUAAAGAGUUAAAUGUUUACAUUGAUAUAAAAUGUCAACAACAGGAUUAUUUAAUUUUUUUU
This is a messenger RNA of Neopsephotus bourkii (Bourke's parrot), 1851 nucleotides long. RefSeq names its product gamma-aminobutyric acid type A receptor subunit alpha6 (gene GABRA6). Gene Ontology annotation, molecular function: benzodiazepine receptor activity; transmitter-gated monoatomic ion channel activity involved in regulation of postsynaptic membrane potential; GABA-A receptor activity. The record is from RefSeq and is a predicted model, not a curated record. NCBI's taxonomy places the organism in Eukaryota, Metazoa, Chordata, Aves, Psittaciformes, Psittacidae. The transcript has 10 exons. Gene Ontology annotation, cellular component: GABA-A receptor complex; neuron projection; postsynapse. Bases 118 to 1515 code for a protein of 465 amino acids. Gene Ontology annotation, biological process: regulation of postsynaptic membrane potential; synaptic transmission, GABAergic; chloride transport.